AGAUCUAUGUGCAUUUAUCCCAAGCAUGUUUUGAGAACCAGAAGGGGAUGAAAGUAGUUAAUGUGCAACAAGAAUCUUAAUUUCAGACACAAAUCUGUACCUUUAUAUUGACCUUGCUGAUAUGCUGCAAGCUACAUAUUAAACCAAUUUUGAUCAAUUUAAGUCCAGCCUGGGGAGAAGAAACAGUUAAAGAAAUGUCUCAAGUAUACUUGCAUUCAUCUAAUCAGACUUCGUGUACAUCUACAAAUGGUACAGAACUGAAAUCAAUCAUUGAUAAUGAAACCACAAAUGAAAAAUGGACUGAAGACUCCUUUCCAGGAUUAGAAAUUCUGUGCACAAUUUAUGUUACAUAUGCUGUGAUCAUUUCAGUGGGUCUCCUUGGAAAUGCUAUACUCAUCAAAGUCUUUUUCAAGAUUAAAUCAAUGCAGACGGUUCCAAAUAUCUUCAUCACCAGCCUGGCAUUUGGAGACCUACUGCUUUUAUUAACUUGUGUGCCUGUAGAUGCAACGCGGUAUGUUGUGGAUACCUGGCUCUUCGGAAGAAUUGGGUGCAAGCUGCUGUCUUUUAUCCAGUUAACCUCAGUUGGAGUAUCAGUGUUCACACUGACUGUUCUCAGUGCUGACAGGUACAGAGCCAUCGUUAAGCCCUUGGAACUGCAGACUUCCAACGCGCUCCUGAAGACCUGCUGUAAAGCUGGAUGUGUUUGGAUUGUCUCCAUGAUAUUUGCUGUCCCAGAAGCUGUUUUUUCAGAUCUGUAUUCUUUUACUAAUCCUGAGAAAAAUGUAACUUUUGAGGCAUGUGCCCCCUAUCCUGUAUCUGAGAAGAUACUGCAGGAAGCUCACUCUCUGGUUUGCUUCUUAGUGUUCUAUAUUAUACCCUUAGCUGUCAUUUCUGCCUAUUAUUUUCUUAUUGCCAGAACAUUAUACAAAAGUACAUUCAACAUGCCAGCGGAAGAACAUGGUCAUGCUCAUAAGCAGAUUGAAUCCCGCAAGAGAGUUGCAAAAACAGUGCUGGUGCUAGUUGCUUUAUUUGCCUUUUGCUGGUUGCCUAACCACAUCCUCUACCUAUAUCGCUCUUUUACAUACCAUUCUUCUGUAGAUGCUUCUGCCUUUCAUCUGAUAGCUACUAUUUUUUCCCGUGCCUUGGCCUUCAGCAAUUCCUGCGUCAAUCCUUUUGCUCUUUAUUGGCUGAGUAAAAGCUUCCGGCAACACUUUAAAAAGCAAGUCUCAUGCUGCAAGGCAAAACUUCGUACAAAACCUCCCAGUGCUCCCCACAGUAAUACUCCUACCAGAGCCCUGUCAGUCACAGGCAGCACACAUGGCUCAGAAAUCAGUGUUACACUGCUAACAGAUUACAGUAUCACAAAAGAAGAGGAAAGCGUUUAGACCAUCUGUGAUGAAGAAGGACAGAAACUGAGCGUUUCUAAUCAAGUCACUACUAUCUGGAUCCUGGAAUGAGCUGCCAUGCCUUGCGCUGUCUGUGAAAGAAUUUUC
Messenger RNA from Struthio camelus australis, 1493 nucleotides. The record is from RefSeq and is a predicted model, not a curated record. NCBI's taxonomy places the organism in Eukaryota, Metazoa, Chordata, Aves, Struthioniformes, Struthionidae.